AUCAUAUGAAUCUGGGUGUUUUUUCUAUCCAAAAAUUUAUUCAUAUCAUGAUCAUUCGUUACAUGCGAAAAUUAUUGUGAGCAAACAGAAAAAAAAUGGAAAGAAAAAUUGCCAAAAUCUGUAAAGAAACGCUAUCAUCGGAAUCAAAAUUAGGUAUCAUUGUUGCCGAUACGAAUGGUCUUUGUCUGGCUACCGAUGGUUGUGGUGAUAAAAAUUUGGCUCCAACAUUACUUAAAAUAAUUCAAUCGGCUAAUAAAUUGGAUGAAACUAAACAGGAAUCAAUGGCCAUUAGAAUAGAUUGUGUCGAUCAUUAUAUCAAUGUAAAACAUCAUAAUAAUGUUAUUGCAGCCGUUUAUAAUCAUUAUUGAUAAUGUGAUUUAUUUAUUAAUUUUUUCAAAA
Messenger RNA from Dermatophagoides farinae (American house dust mite), 399 nucleotides. It is a transcript of the gene Lamtor5, whose product is annotated as Late endosomal/lysosomal adaptor, MAPK and MTOR activator 5. Gene Ontology annotation, molecular function: guanyl-nucleotide exchange factor activity. Gene Ontology annotation, biological process: cellular response to amino acid stimulus; negative regulation of apoptotic process; positive regulation of TORC1 signaling. Gene Ontology annotation, cellular component: lysosome; cytoplasm; Ragulator complex. The record is from RefSeq and is a predicted model, not a curated record. NCBI's taxonomy places the organism in Eukaryota, Metazoa, Arthropoda, Arachnida, Sarcoptiformes, Pyroglyphidae.